AUGGCGCCUAAAACGACGACAGCUAGGCCCUCACUUUCGACGCUCUCGGUGCGUGUCACAGGUUUUGAAUUCAUGUACGCAUCAUUCCAUGCGUACACUACGGUUGUAACAGUACAAGGCGCCAGUUGGUCGUUAGGUAUUCGCUAUAGCAAGUUCCUGAGCUUUUAUGAGGCGCUUAAAGCCACCGAACGGAGCUUCAAAUUUGAUUUUCCGCCGAGAGGUGGCAUCUUUUCAAAGCCCAAGCCCGAGGAUCGUCAGGUGCGACUAGAUGCGUUUUUGCAGGCUGUCACCAAGUUUUACCAGGUUAAGAAGCAGCCUCCAAAUGUUGCCAAAUUGCUGUGUGAAUUCCUGCAAGUGGAUCGAAACUACACCAGAGCCAACAAGUUUCAGAUUAAACGAAAGAACACGGAGACACCGGCUGCGAAGGUAGUCAGUGUGAGCAAAGCCACGCUUUCGGAAAUGGCCGAGGAUGGCAAGAUGGCACAGGUAAAUGUUGCCACCGUCGUUAUCGCAGGUAAAGACAGUGCCGUAGAUGCUACGAAAGGCGACAAAAACGAUCUAGAGAACAAGUAUGAAGAAAAGAAGUCUGAAGAUAACGAGGUGAGAGGUCAGAUCGUUGGAGAAAGCAAGAUCGAGAAUAAGAAGAAGACCGAGGAGACGAAGGAUACAGAGAACAAGAUCGAAAAGAAGAAUGAAGAGAACAAGAUCGAAAAGAAGAUUGAAGUAAUCAAGGCCGCUGAACAGUUGGAGAAAGAGGAAAAUAUUGCGAACGAGAAGAAGGCUAGUAAACAGAAAAGCGAAAUGGAGAAGGAAGAGAUGCCGGAAGAGGCUAAAAUCACGGUAGAUGAGACAUUUCAAGCGGAAAUUGAAGAGGUCAAACCCGAGCAAAACGUUGAGGAGUCCAAGGUAGAGGUAAAGAACACUUGGUUAGGAAAGGAGGAAGUAGCGAAGACAUCCGAAAAUGUGAGCAAGGCACAGGAUGCACUUAUGAGCAAGGAAAAGAUGGAUGAGGAGAAAAAGAUUGAAACCGUCAAGUUCGAAUUAGUGAAGGACUAUGUCGAAGAAGAGACAUUGACCAAGACCGAAGAUGCGUUGAUUGCUGGUGCGACAACAACUACGACGACCAUGACAACCGCUAUGGGAUCAACCGUAGUGGAGACGAACGUAAUCAGCCAGCCAUCAGCUAAUAAAACGGUGGUGGACAAAACAGUUACAAUCACGACCAAGUCGGACGACGAGCAUUCUUUCAAGGUAGAAAUGACCGAAAAUAAGGCGUCCGUAGUGACACUCAUGUCAGCGCUCGAGCAAGUGGUAGAUGAUGAGCUCAAACAGAAGAAAAAGAAACGCAGCGGCCGCAGGAAAUCCGUGUCUAGUGCUCCAGCUUCAACAGGAUCAACAUCAACUGAUGGCUUUGAAUCACCAGAUGGUGUGGACCAACUGGGUUGCGUCACGGAUCCCUCCCUAACGGAAGCACAGAAGAAGGCGCGUAACCAACGCCGUAAGGAGAAGCGGAAGAAGAACCAAAAACGGCUUCAAUCCUCGGACCUGAAGCAGUAA
Messenger RNA from Plasmopara halstedii, 1557 nucleotides. Its product is annotated as Phox homologous domain. The coding region runs from base 1 to 1557 and encodes 518 amino acids. Gene Ontology annotation, molecular function: phosphatidylinositol binding. NCBI's taxonomy places the organism in Eukaryota, Oomycota, Peronosporomycetes, Peronosporales, Peronosporaceae. The transcript has a single exon. The record is from RefSeq and is a predicted model, not a curated record.